GAGCAAUACCCAACCAGGUUUCUGCGACAAUAAACGCAGAGCACCACAGCUCCCUCCAUUUUCUCUCCGCUCCCACUCCAGAUACAGUAUAGAUCCAUCGGCACCACGCUCAAAGCAGUAUCUCCACCACUCUUUUUUUGUUCUUUCUGUCGCGGUUGUUCGUGGUAAUACAAACAAGAGCUCUUCCUUUUUUGAGAUAAUUCAAUCCAAGCCCAUUUGAGACGAUUAUCGACUCCUAGAAGACAUGGCCGACAUCACAGAUCAGCACGACCAGACCUCUCCCACCGAGCUCGAUGAGCAGAACGUUGGCAAUGGUAACGCCACAGAGUCUCGCGGUAUCAAGCGUCAGCGUCCUUCAGCUGGCGACGACGACGACGACGAUGACGAGAAGGGCAGCCGUGAGCGUCGCAAGAUUGAAAUCAAGUUCAUCAGCGACAAGUCUCGCCGACAUAUCACAUUCUCCAAGCGCAAGGCUGGAAUCAUGAAGAAGGCGUACGAGCUUUCUGUCCUCACAGGCACUCAGGUGCUACUUCUUGUCGUGUCCGAAACUGGUCUCGUCUAUACCUUUACCACACCUAAGCUCCAGCCUCUUGUGACCAAGUCUGAAGGCAAGAACUUGAUUCAGGCAUGUCUCAACGCACCCGAGCCCACCCCAGGCAACGAGAACGGCGUUGAUGGUGGCGACCAAGUCGAGUCUCCCGAAGAGCCUCCUAACCAACAUCUCCCUCCUCAGGGCAACCGGCCUGGUAUGCCCCAGAACCCUCACAUGCCACCCAACAACUAUAUGCCCAACAUGCCCAUGGAUCCCCAGCAAGCUUUGGCUUACCAAAGCUACGUACAACGAAAUCAGGCUUACGGCUCAGGUAUACCUCCUCAGCCAGGUAUGCCCGCCAAUAGCCAUCACCAGUCGUAAUGACGCCCGACUCUAAAGAUGGGUCUUUGGUCACUGAUACCCGGCGCUCAAUGCUUCUUCGAGACAUUGGCUCUCGACCUUGCACGCCCCUCCUGGACACGAGAAUUGUUCUGUGAGGUCCUGGUGAAAAGGCGUUGGUUGGUGUUGAUUUGCCACCUGCAUUUUCUCUUUGAUUUUCCUUUUAAAUCCAAUUUACAUGGCUUUUAAGCCACAGCGAAGUCUGACGAGACCCUUCACUGGAUUAUAAUAAUAGCAUCUGGUAGCGAUGUGCUUGUGGGCUACAGUGCUUGUCCUUGGCGGCCCAGACAGCUUCACGCGUUAGGUUUGAUACCACUGACAUACGGCCGAUUUUGGGAAAACCCGUCGCGGCUCGCCUUACAUAUCAUUGUUUCUUGUGGUCAAUGACUUUGCGGCAGCGGACAUAUCGUCGUAGGGCAUUUGCGUGGUUCAGGCGUGUUUGAGCAUACAAAUGUUGUCACUGAAGAGUAUAAGGGGCGCGAUUUUGGCUUGUGAAUUACUGCAGAGUGUUUGGGAUGGCACUGGAAUGGAUGGGAUGAAGGCACGAACAUUAUGGAAUGGGAACCUUAUGCAGAUUUGACGUCUAUUAUGGGCCAAAAAGAGACAAAGGAUGCUUCUAACACG
Fusarium graminearum PH-1 is the source of this 1555-nucleotide messenger RNA. RefSeq lists its product as uncharacterized. The transcript is spliced from 3 exons. Gene Ontology annotation, molecular function: protein dimerization activity; DNA-binding transcription factor activity, RNA polymerase II-specific; RNA polymerase II cis-regulatory region sequence-specific DNA binding. Gene Ontology annotation, biological process: positive regulation of transcription by RNA polymerase II. The coding region runs from base 245 to 913 and encodes 222 amino acids. The record is from RefSeq and is a predicted model, not a curated record. NCBI's taxonomy places the organism in Eukaryota, Fungi, Ascomycota, Sordariomycetes, Hypocreales, Nectriaceae.